Messenger RNA from Cladocopium goreaui, 1216 nucleotides. The record is from the annotation of a GenBank genome assembly. Lineage: Eukaryota; Dinophyceae; Suessiales; Symbiodiniaceae.
UCGGACACAUUUCAUACCGCUGGCUGUAUGGCGCUGGUGCAAGUCUUUCGGGGAAUCGCUGCGAUCUUGACUGUGCCUUGCGCCAUCUUGUCUUUUUUCCAUUCUAGCCCUGAGAAGGUUAAAUAUGUGGAAGACAAGGUGGCAUUGCCGCUACCGAAACGACUGCUGAGCUUUGUGAGCCAGUUUGCGCACCUCACCAUUGUGUCACAUGAGUUGACCAGUGGAUAUUUUGCGUGUGCAGUCUUGCGUGAGUGUGGACUGCUAAAGGCAUCCACCGGCUCAAACGACUGGCUCGAGUUGUAUUUUGUGGUUGCAACUUCCGUUGGCCUUUUUGUUGCCUUUGUGUUCUGGGGAAGUGCUUUAAUCGACCCUGCACUGAUGGCUCCAGUGGAUGUGAUUUUGCCGCCUCGAUACCAGCUUUGCCCAGAUUUCAAGCAGCACCUCCUUUUUGGAGCCAUGUUUGGACCUACCGAUCCUGAGCCUGCGUGCCGCUGGCAAACACCCUUCAGGCUAUUCAUGCAAUACAUCCACACGCUGUGCCCGUUGUUGCUGGUCGUGGAUAUGAUGGUUGCACAACAUUCGCUGGGACCAGCUGAUAUGGAAAUCAAUACGACGUUGUGCUUUGCAUGGUGUUAUCUCAGCUGGAAUCUCUUUUGCUGGUGGCUACUGCAAACACCACCAUAUCCAUUGCAAAAGCGAUUUUUCGAGCUUGGUGCAGCAUGGGCAGUCUUUGCCUACUCCGUCCUCAGCAUUUUUGCCAUGGCCUUGUGUAUCUACACUCGGUGGGUUCGGGCUGCUGGUGGUGCACUUGGAGCGACUUUUUCCGUUGCCCUUGUCAUCUGGGCAAGCACUGGUCUCCAGCCUUGGAGAGGAGAGCUUGCCCGUUUUCAAGGUCUUGAUCCUGAAGUCCUGGUGAAGGGCUGGCAAGCAGGUGGCCGUAGUGCAUUCUUGACAAAGGAAGCUGAGAUGGAAUUCCUGUCCCAAAAUAAAGCUUCAUAGGACAAGGAGAGAUCUUUGCUUGUUGGGUCUUGCCAGAGGAGGGACUCAAUUGAGUUCUUUUGAGUGGAUGCUGUGAGCACAAUGGUGUUUCCAAGAUGUAUGUACAGAAUCAUAUCCAGUGCAGGUAAUGUGAUCCCCAAGUGCAUGUGGCAUAUUGGGUGAGAGGGCUGCAGCAAGACAGCCCCGACUCGGCAGUUUGUAGAGUAAGAAAAAGUCU